Amphimedon queenslandica is the source of this 2453-nucleotide messenger RNA. Its product is annotated as tripartite motif-containing protein 2-like. The transcript is spliced from 2 exons. Gene Ontology annotation, molecular function: zinc ion binding; protein binding. NCBI's taxonomy places the organism in Eukaryota, Metazoa, Porifera, Demospongiae, Haplosclerida, Niphatidae. The record is from RefSeq and is a predicted model, not a curated record. Bases 1 to 2091 code for a protein of 696 amino acids.
AUGGCAGAAAACACAAGUCCAGAGCCUAUCACUGUGACUUGUGAGGUUUGUUCAGAGUAUUACACUGAGCCCCUCAUGCUUCCCUGUCUUCACUCAUUCUGUAAGAAGUGUCUAAUAAAAGCUAAAGAGAAGCAAUGUAGUGCUGAUGCCUCAUUGAAGUGUCCAACGUGUGACACUAGCAAGAUUGUUAGUAAAGAAGCAAUAUCGUGCGAUAAAUGUAGCGUUGAUGAUUCCAGUGAUGCAGCUGUUGUGUAUUGCUGUGAUUGUGGCCAGUUUCUGUGUGAUCUUUGCAAGAAAGUUCAUAAGCGAAGCAAGAAAGAAGCCAACCAUGAGCUGGUUGAUCUAGGCAUAAAAGAAUCUUUCGAAUUGCCUGUUAUCAAGCACAAUGAAAAAUGCUGCCCACGACACCCAAGAGAAGAGCUACUGUAUUAUUGCAAAGAUUGCGAAAAAUUAGUUUGUCGUAAUUGCCUCCCUAUUAAGCAUAAAGAUCAUGAUUGCGUUGAGCACAUUGAUGAAGGUGAAGCAGCACGUAAAGCAUUAAAGGAAAGUGUUGCUAGUUGUGAUGGAGUCAUUCCUCUAGUCACUGAAGCUAUUGCUAAUGGAGAGAAGAUGCUAGAGCAGAUAGCAACACAUAAAGAAGAAGUAAGCAAGGAAAUCAAGGAAACAUUUGAAGAGCUUAAAGCUGUUUUAGAUAAGAGAUGCAAUAAUCUACUAAUGGAGACAGAAGAGAUUGCUAGUGCUAAGAUGAAUUCUAUCAAGAAGCAGUUGGAUGGGUUUUGUAAACUGGUAAAACAUGUUUCUCAUGGUCGUCAUUUUGCAUCAUCAGUAAGUGAGCGUACUGAUCCAGGUGAAGUUCUCAGUGUUAAGAAGCUAAUCACCAAUCAACUAGAGGAAUGCAUUGAAGAGUGUAAGAAACUACCUCUAGAAAUAGAAGACAAAGGAGCCAUUUUAACAUGUCUAGAUACACCUACUUUAAGUAAAGAAAUCAAUGAGUUUGGAAGUGUCUCUGAGGUAGAUAUAGCUGCAUACUCCAUUGAUAGUGGGUUAGCUAUUCCAUUGGCAACAGUAAAGAAAGAAAGGAAAUUCAAAGUGGCUCUACCAGCAGGCAUUGAUAAAGCAGCAAGCUAUUUGAAGCCUUCAUUUAUCAAAAGUGAUGGUAGUAAAGAGGAGGGUAGAGUUGUUAUAGUUAAUGAUAACAACACAGCCAUUGUAUCAUGCACACCUCAAAGUAUUGGUGGAUAUGAACUAUCAGUGACUAUAAGAGGUCACCAUAUUAAAGGUAGUCCUUAUCAACUGUCAGUAAAAGCAUCGAGAGACUAUACCACACUAACUAACCAGAGAUCCUUUAAUGUGGGGAAUAAUACUUAUGGUGUUGCUGUUCAUACUAAUGGUGAAGUAUUUGCUAGUAGCAUGGGUGGGUUUGUUCAGGUAUUUAGUGAGGAUGGUACAGCAGUAAGAAGGAUUGGAUCUAAAGGUAAUGGUGAUGGAGAGUUUGGAUGUCCUUGGGGUUUAUUGCUGGUAGGAGACAGGCUCUAUGUGUCUGAUAAUAAUCUUAGUUGUGUGCAGUAUUUUUCAGCUACUACUGGUCAGUAUAUUGAUCAGUUUGGUAGUUAUGGUAACAAAAAUAGAGAAUUUUCUCGUCCUCUUGGUAUGUCUACUGAUGGUAAAGGUAAUAUAUUCGUAGCUGAUUUCAACAACAAAAGAGUACAAGUGUUUAAAGAAAAUAGUACAUUUGUACAACCCAUACAAUGUGAUGGUACUGCAUCUGAUGUAGCAGUUGAUAAUGAAGGAAAGAUACACUUUACCAUUAGUGAUCAAAAUCAUGUUCAAGUCUUCUCUCCUGAUGGUAAAACUCAUCUUGAUACAUACAAUGAUCCAGCUGGUAACUUUAAUUAUCCUGAUGGUAUUGCUAUUGAUGAUGAAGGAUAUAUCUUUGUAUCAACUAACAAUGGCUAUAUUCAUGUAUUGAGUCCUGACAGGAAACAAGUCAAAUUAAUCUCAGGAUUAUCUGCUCCAUGGGGUGGAGCACUGGAUAAGGAUGGAUAUAUCUAUGUAGCCGAAUAUAACAACAGUCGUAUAGUAAAAUAUUAAAGUAGUCGUUUAAUAACACUGAAUAAACACUUACACUAGAAAAAUAAUCUUACAAUUUUUAGCAUGAAAUGAACUCUUGUCACUCCCUAUCUCUUUUCCCUUCAAUCUCUUAUACACACUCUCUCUCCUCUCUACUUUAAGUUAUUAUUAGAUUCAAAAAUUUUGAAAAUACAGGAAAAUUAGAGAAAAUCACAAUAAUUUAUCAUCAUGAUUACACUAUUACAUACACAUGUUUCUAGUGUACACUAUAAUACAUUAUACAUAUGUUUUAUACAUCAUAGUUAGAUCACUAGAUGAAUCAGCACCUGAUGAUAAACUGGGUCUACUCUCUCUUCCAUUUCUAUUUGAAUUUAAACUAGUUG